This is a messenger RNA of Aedes albopictus (Asian tiger mosquito), 414 nucleotides long. RefSeq lists its product as uncharacterized. Lineage: Eukaryota; Metazoa; Arthropoda; Insecta; Diptera; Culicidae. Gene Ontology annotation, biological process: DNA integration. Gene Ontology annotation, molecular function: nucleic acid binding. The record is from RefSeq and is a predicted model, not a curated record. Bases 1 to 414 code for a protein of 137 amino acids. The transcript has a single exon.
AUGCCUGAAACGCUCGUCAGCGACAACGGGACGCAGUUCACGAGCAGCGAGUUCCAGCAGUUCUGCAGCGACAGUGGCAUCGAUCACGUCACCACGGCACCGUUUCAUCCACAGUCGAACGGUCAGGCUGAAAGGUUCGUGAACACGUUCAAGAGGGCGCUGAAGAACAUCCAGGAGGGGAAGGUCGGCGUUGGAGAAGCGUUGGAUGAUUUCCUGUUAACCUACCGCACAACAACGAAUCGACAGGUCGACGAAGGUAAAUCACCGUCCGAAGCAAUGUUCGGCCGGCGCAUCAAAACAAGUCUGGACCUGCUACGCCCUCCACCAGAGCGCCCACCGAGUGACGAAAAGGAAGGAAACCGAAGGAGCUUCUCUGCACACGAUGCCGUUUAUGCGACCUGGAACGGUGUGUGA